CGGCAGGCCGGCCGCCAACUUCACACGCUUCUUCAAUCAAGCUUGACACCACGAAACAGAAACGUACAAGCGAUUGCAAGUGACAAUCUGCUAAGAUAUGCUACGUAUACGCUGCUUUAACCAGGCUCUUCGCUCCAUCUCUGCUCCUGCUGCAAGAUUUGCUUCAACAGUUUCUGCUGUCCCGAAACCAAGAGGUCCGUACGCUUCUUGCUCUCAAGCUAUAGAACUGACAAGUGCAGGUUCAAUCGCUGAUGUCGACACCUUCUUGAAGAAGAUUGGUCGUGAUUUGCACAAAGUAGCUGCUCCAAAGAUUACAGAAUGGCCUCAGCUUUUUCAAAUGUCGGCGCAUGAUUUAAAGGAAGCUGGACUUUCACCGAGACAACGCAAAUAUCUACUCCUCUGGCGCGAAAAGUACAGACAAGGCGAGGAGCCUUAUGCACUACCUGUCAUGAGGAAAAAGCACGGUGGUGAGCGCAAACGGAAAGCUGCUGGUAAGCAGUAGUAAUAAUCAUUGCAUAUGGCACUAGG
Molecule: messenger RNA, 528 nt
Organism: Protomyces lactucae-debilis
Lineage: Eukaryota; Fungi; Ascomycota; Taphrinomycetes; Taphrinales; Protomycetaceae
Product: IGR protein motif-domain-containing protein
Exons: 1
Coding region: 98-502 (134 amino acids)
Cellular component (GO): mitochondrion
Source: RefSeq, a predicted model, not a curated record